AUGGCGAAGGCCAAGGAGAAGCGGGAAAUGAAUGCCCAUCCCUUCCUGUUCGAGGACUCUUUCCAGGUCAAGAAUGUGGACGACUCGCGGUUCGAGCGAGCCGGUCGGAUGGACUGCGAGUCCAUUGCCUUCACCACGAACAAUCUCGAGAUAGAUAUCAACCACAUCAUCUACCCAGUCCAGGGUGGGGACCAGAUCUACGUUGCGAUCACCCGCAACGUGAGCCCUGCGGAUGAUCCCAGGAAGCUCAAUACCGCGUACGACCACGAUCCUCGCCUUCUCGGGCGCUCGGUAAUGGACCACUUUGACUACGUCAUGUAUGGCAAGGUCUAUAAGAAGGAAGUCAAGAAGGAAGAGAACAUGGCAACGGUCUGGGCAUCCUAUGGCGGGCUUCUGAUGAAGCCCGGGGGCUCAGUGAUUGUUUCUUGCGAGACUUUGGUACUUCUGCCCCUUCUGCUCCCCCGAGCCAGAAGAUUCCAGAAGAUUCCAGAAGAUUCAGAAACACCUGAGAAUGGGAAAGGAGUCAGCAGUAGAUCCUACUUCGAGGAUCAACCACAACCAAACAUGGAUCAAACACAACCUAUCCCGCAUCAACAACAAGUUAUGCUCGGGGGUAUCUGUGUUUUCUGUAGAUGUCAAAAAAGGAAGUAG
Molecule: messenger RNA, 651 nt
Organism: Symbiodinium natans
Lineage: Eukaryota; Dinophyceae; Suessiales; Symbiodiniaceae
Source: the annotation of a GenBank genome assembly